Messenger RNA from Gossypium arboreum, 495 nucleotides. RefSeq lists its product as uncharacterized. The annotation marks the transcript as partial. Lineage: Eukaryota; Viridiplantae; Streptophyta; Magnoliopsida; Malvales; Malvaceae. The record is from RefSeq and is a predicted model, not a curated record. The transcript is spliced from 2 exons.
AAUUAGAAUCCGGCUAUCUACCAAACCCUUGUUCUCUUAGAAAAAUAAAUUACAUACAUAAACAUUGUUUUAUUAAUUAAUUUGAUAGCAGAAGAAAAAAAAAACAUAAUGUAUAGAUCAUCAAGCUGGAGCAGAGUUACGGAUGGGUAUUAUUCAUCCCCGAAGGCGGGGAGUAUUACGGGGCUGAGAAUGUCAUCAUCGGUGGACGACAGUAACGAACUGCCCGUAUAUGAUCCCAGUGUAGAGAUGGCUAAUAAGAAAGAGAAGUCAAGGGCUAAGUUUGCAGAGAAUGCUGUACAUAUAAUUCCUUUGGUGCUGCUUGUUUGUGCCUUGAUCCUCUGGUUCUUUUCCAAGCCAGAUGUGGAAGUGGGAACGAAAGUGGAGACGGUAGCAGCCAGAAUCGACGGCUUGACUAUAGAUGGAGACAUAGACAAUGAUAGUGACGGAACUCAAACAGGGUUUUUGCCAAUUGCGGAAGUGGGAGACGUCGACUCC